UCGUGCGAUCUGCCAUAUUAAAUGUUGUGCUGUAUAUAAGACGGCAUCGUAAAGGUAGCUGUUUUAUUACAAUUUUACGCAUUUAAUUAGUAGUUUUCCUAACUAUUUACCAUGAAAGCCAUAAUACAACGUGUCACCUCAGCGAAAGUGAUGGUUGGUGACGAAGCAGUAAGCUCGAUUGGCCGUGCACUGUGCAUGCUAGUAGGCAUUUCAUCCGAUAACAAUGCAAACGAUAUGGAGCGGAUGUGGGUAGGCAAUAGAAAACGCACGAAAGUUCCUCAAUCUACGGCUGUUCGAUGAGACAGCUACCGGAAACCGGUGGACAGAAUCGGGCGAAGCGCCUGGAAAUACUGUGCGUUAGUCAGUUCACCAUUGGUUGAAGGGAAAUAGUAGGGCCUGUAGGGCAGUCGUACAGAUAGUUUCUGAAGCAGUUACGUGAACAGUGCAUCUCAGAACGCAUACAGGACGGUUGGUUUGAGACAAUGAUGCAUGUAUUCAUUCAAAAUGAUGGACCAGUUGCGCUGGAAAUCGGAUCACCCGCACGGAGUGAAUAACAGCGCCAAAAGUUAAGGCGAACGAUGGACCUUAAAACCAAAUCAUCGGCAAACCAAAGGGCAGCGUAGAAAAAUUUUACCAGUGCAGAAUGAGAGCCUAACUGUUUUGUUUUGGACGAAGAAAUUAGCUGCAUUCGUAGAAUUUUGUCGUAGGAAACGACGGGUUUUAACAUUUUAAGUAACAGCAGAGCAUCUAACAGAGGUGGUAGUUUAUCCAUACCAUGCGAUCUGUCACUUUACACCCCGGUGAAAAUACUAUACAUAUUAAAAGAAUAAAUUUAAAAUAUUUUCUUGAAAUACCUACCUUAUGAAAGAUUUUCUUGAAAUAAUUUAUGAAAGAAUUCAAUGAAGAACUACCUCCUCCGAUGGAUGCUCUCUUGUUAAAAUGUUUCUACCGUUCACUCAUACUAAUAUGACGGCUAAAUGGGAGAAGUGUUACCUCCUCCGUCGGAUGCUCUCUUGGUGUCGAAAAGUCGUUUUGGAUUUUUGUCGUUUGCAUCUCGCGUGCGGCAAAAUCGAACGGUGAUUUAUGUUACCUCUUUUGUGGGAUGCUCUCUUGUUAAAUUUUUUCUACCGGUCACUCAUACUAAUAUGACGGCUAAAAGCUGUUAUUUUCUGCGACAAAAUUCUCAGCACGUGGUCAGUUUCUGGAAUCGUAACAACACGGAAAGGACACGAUUUUUAAGUUUUCAGUUUUAUAAAGUUUAUUUCCAAUGUAAUUAUAUUAGAUACAUUAAAAUAAAGCAAAUAUCUGUGUAAUUUUCCAAAAAUCACUCGAAUACGAUCUUUUAAGAAAAUGAUAGAUCAAAAGUAUCC
Molecule: messenger RNA, 1370 nt
Organism: Anopheles funestus (African malaria mosquito)
Lineage: Eukaryota; Metazoa; Arthropoda; Insecta; Diptera; Culicidae
Product: D-aminoacyl-tRNA deacylase-like
Exons: 3
Coding region: 112-300 (62 amino acids)
Biological process (GO): tRNA metabolic process
Cellular component (GO): cytoplasm
Molecular function (GO): D-tyrosyl-tRNA(Tyr) deacylase activity
Source: RefSeq, a predicted model, not a curated record